UUGAGCGGGGCGCACACACAGGAAACCACGCAGCAAUAAUCUCAUUUUACAAAGGAUACGACUGUCUUCGGGGACACCUCUUUUAUUUUAACCAGAAAUAUUUGUUCCUUUUCUAAAAGAAACGCCCAAACAGGCUAAAGUAUUGAUCUGGACUGAAAACCUAGAGGGGGCGCAUCACAAGUGCUUAUCAUGUCUGGCGAAGAGGCUCCAACUCAGCAACAGCAGCCUGAGCAGGAGAAGAAACCCGACGACCCUCCGCCGGCUCCUUCUGACGCACAGCAGGAUCCAGGGAGCAGCCCUGCGGCAGCCCCCGAGAGGCUUCUGUCCUUCCGCGCUCUGGUGCUGACGGGCUACGGGGGCUAUGACAAAGUCAAGCUGCAGUUGAAGAUGCAGAGCGAGCCGCAGCUCAAGCCGGGAGAGGUCCUGGUGCGCGUCAAGGCGUGCGGGCUGAACUUCGCCGAGCUGCUGGGCAGACAGGGGUUGUACGAGCUGCUGCCCACCCCGCCUGUCACGAUGGGGAUGGAGGGCUCCGGGGUCAUUGAAGCAGUCGGGGAGGAUGUGAAGGACAGGAAAGUCGGGGAUCGUGUCAUCGUGAUUAGCCGCAGUGGCAUGUGGCAGGAAGUGGUUGUGGUGACCGCUAACCACACCUUUCCCAUGGCCGAGCAGAUGAGCUUUGAGGAAGGGGCUGCUCUUCCUAUUAACUACAUGACGGCCUACAUGAUGCUGUUUGAGAUGGCAAAUUUGAGGCCGGGCAAGAGCGUUCUUAUCCACAUGGCAGCAGGUGGCGUUGGUGUUGCUGCUACCCAGCUGUGUCAGACGGUGCCAGAUGUGACCAUUUUUGGCACGGCAUCAGCCUCCAAACACGAGACCAUUGCCCAAGGCGGGGUUACUCACCCAAUCGACUACCGCACCAAAGACUACGCGGAAGAAAUACGCAACAUCAGCCCCAAGGGAGUGGACAUUGUCCUUGACCCACUUGGCGGUUCAGACACCCAAAAAGGAUUUAGUUUGUUAAAACCUCUGGGCACACUUAUAGUCUUUGGUGCGGCCAAUUGUGUGACAGGCCAGAAGAAGAACCUAUUGGCCAUGGCAAAGACUUGGUACAACCAGCUCUCUCUCACUAUGCUGAAACUGAAGCAGGCCAACAAGGGCAUCUGUGGCUUCCACCUCGGCUACAUCAAUGAUGACGAGCUCCUGAGCAGGACUAUGUACAAGCUGCUGGAGCUCUACAGGCAGGGAAAGAUCAAGCCCCGCAUUGACUCAUGCCAUCACUUUGAGGAGGUGGCGGAUGCCAUGAGGCGCAUGCACGAACGCCUAAACAUCGGGAAAGUCAUCCUUCUUCCUGAAGCUAAGAAGGAGGAAGAGAAGCCAAAGUCCGACCCUGAGCCGGUAGAAAAUGUGGAAAAAACUAAAGCUGCCGCCAACGAGAAGAAAGAAGAAGCUACAGAGGAACUUAAAGCAGAGAAAGAUUGAGUAAGAGUGUUUAUUUGAAUGAUAUUUUCAUGCACUUCCUCAGUAAGUUCCCUGUUGUUAAAUUGUCAAAAAAAGGAAAGAAAAGCAAGAUGCCGUGAAUUCUUUGACUGUGUCAAUAUUUACAAAUGUUUAUGAAGGUUUUGUUUUCCAAUAUGUCUAUAGUGUAGCGUCUAUGUUGGGAUACUUGUGAUUUAAAUAAAAAUAAACUGUAUUCUGUCACAUUAUGUGAGGAAUAAUGUAUUCUGAUUACAGAUGGUUGUUAAAAAUGACAUAGCGAAGGGGUAUCUUAGGGUCCCCAUGACAACAGCUCAACAACAGCUCAUAAUAUUUGUAAUGAUAGCAAACCAAGGCCAGUAUAGCUUUGUAGAAGCUAAAAGUAAUGCAUCAGAUUGGUCAACACACCAUGUCAUGAUUUAGAUUACCCAUCAUGCAUUUUAGCCAACAUUAUAUAUACUUAAUUAUAUUGCAGCAUGCAAAAGGAAAGCCUAUAUCAGAAAUUUUCCCUGCAACUAUUUGGGAUAUUAUAUUGUUAUUCUUAUUAUUAUAUUAUUAUUAAAAAUUAGUUAAAGAUGGAUAUAGUAACUUUUUCAAGUGAGGACCAUCUGUAGAGGUGCUAUAAAAUGUUAUUCAGUGAUACGCUUCAUUUGUGUAUGCUUUUUCCAAAACAAAGAACACAAAGGUUGAGCUAAAUGAAACAUUUCCAUAAAAAUGUUACUGGCAAGUUUAUACAUUAAAAAUCAGUUUUAUUCUUUCUUUGUUUUGUUAUUCAGAAUGUUUAUAUUUCACAGCUCUAUUAAUUUAUUUGGGAGCUGAUGUGAGGCAGUUAUUUUCUAUUGUAAGAAUAAGAGCAUAAUUGCGUAAUUUGUAGAAUUUUUAUGCAUUUAGGAUAAAAAAGUACUCUGAGCUGCUUCAUACAAACCGGCCAUGGUUCUGUCUGAAAAAGAUCUGUCUACAAACUAACCUGAAAUUAAUUUCCCAGAAUUUUGUCUUUUUUAGUUUCAGGCAUCAUAGCUCAAAUCAAAGUGAUUUGAAUGUAAUCAGAAUACAUUACUGCAUUUUGGUAUUUCCUUGUUAUAGAUUAUUAAUUUGAUGAAGUAAUCCAAGCCUGUUUCAUCAGUAAAUAUAAGUGUAGUGAUCUUUAGUCAGGUUUCAUGCAUUGUGAUGCACUACUCAAAUUUAAGUGUAAUUACGAGACGGAAGUGUGUUUGCACAUCCUCUCCUCUUUGAUGAAUGUUGUUAGACCAUUGUCUCUCUUUGGAAAGCCCAGGUCAGUAUUGUAUUGUAGUUGUAAUUGUUGUAUUUUUCUUGCAUAUCCGUGCCAACUUUCACCACUGCCAUCAAGCCAACUGUGAAUAACAAUUAGCGGGACUUCCCUGCCUUGGCAAUUACUCGUAGGUUUUCUUCCAAACAAUGUCAUGCUGAACUUGAGCUGAAACUGUUUGGCAAGCCAUGUGGCGGCUGGUUUUCUCGCCUCGAUUUUUGUCCUAUGAUUUAGCUGCUUUCUUAAUUCCUACAUUGCCUCUUCAAAAUUAAAGUGAUUAGUGCCAGGUUUACAGAGCAUACAGAGAGUAAGUGUCUUAGUGAUCCUUCCUGUAUAUACAGGGAGUAGGUUAAAAAGUUUUGAAGAAAAAAUCAUUUUAUUAAGCUUCAGUCUUCUCCACAGUAAUCGUUUUAUGUUUUUUUUUAAAUGUAUUGUUGACUGGAUGACCUUAAAUAAUGGAGUUUGGGGUCAGUAAUUCAUAAUGUUUUGUCCAGCUGUGGGUUAAAUUCAGUGCUGUGACACAGAAGACGCUACCAAAGCAAAAGGGAAAGUUUUCCCUCCCUCCACACCAGAGCACAUUCCUCUCCCCACCCUCUCAGUCCUGCUUUCUGUCUCUCUCUGAAGCUGAACUCUCUCAAAACACCCUCCUUCUCCAGCAUACAUUGUUUUGAUCUCUUAAAAAGCACUUGUAACAAAAGUAAUGCUUUAUGUUAUUUAGAUUAGUGACAUGCUUUUAUUUCUUUUGGCCACUUGGACAAGUAUUGGCCAGGUUUCUAUCUCCUAGUAUGAUGUAAGUUCUGAUGUGGAUUGUGAGUGGGAACUGGAGUUGUCUCAUUGUGAUUAUGUGAAGUUCAUCUUGUUACAAAACAUCCUGUGGGAGAGUUUUAACUCUUUCGAAAUUUGUUUUGGGUGUUUCUGUACUUAUUUGUGAACCCACAAGCCUUAUGUUUGCCUGCAUGGUUGAUGGAAAUGUUACCAACAUUGAGUUUCAAUUUAACCACUGACCCAAAUAGAGGAUUUUGACAAAUGAGUAUGUUGACAAGUAAGCAGAUUGUUCUCCAGAUUUGAAAGAGCAAUUGGUGAAGAUAAAACAUGUAAAAACAUAUUGGAGCCUGCCAAUUCUUCUUGCAAAUAUGUCUGUAAUGCUAAAAGAUUUGCAGAUUGCAGUGACUUCCAGAGAACAUAGCAACAAUACAACAUUGUGCUUUGUAACCACUGACCUUCAAAAAUGGUUGUCUAAAAUGUGAGGAGUGUCAUGUUUCUCAUAAUGAUCUGACAGCAGUAAACUGAUACAGUAUUCAUGCAGCCAGGGACAUCUAGUGGUCAGUGAAGAAUUGUGCCUUUGACAAAAUAAUACUAAAUACUUUCUACAAUGUUCCCUAUGAACAAAAUGUACUGUAGCCUUGUCAAAUGUAAAACAUCAUGAAAUAAGCUCGUUUACAGACACAAAAAGCUGAAUAGAAUUCCAUACUAAUUUCAAAUGAACCUCCUCAGUUGGACAAAUGUUUUAUACAUCAAAAUAAGACAUUACAUUUUUUUUAAUGGGGUCAGAGUCCUACACGUAAAAAGAAAACCUUAAGCCAUGUUAACACCAUUCAAAACAAUCACAGCCCAUUCUGCUCUCAGAACAUUCUGAGCUUAUUCAAGCACACUUUAUCCCCCAUUCACGCUAAACAUAUGUACAAUAACCAUAAUUUGCAACAUUAUAAAUCUGAUUAUGACUAGUCUUUGUGCUGUUACUUAAAGAUUUAAUGUGUUAUUAUAUUCAUGAUGGUGAUGGAACAACACUGCCUUUUUCAUUUUUAUACCCUACACACUUUUAUGCCUUUUGUGUUAUGGCACUCAACCUGUAUGUUAAUAAAGUGUUAUCACAA
Messenger RNA from Micropterus dolomieu (smallmouth bass), 4608 nucleotides. Its product is annotated as synaptic vesicle membrane protein VAT-1 homolog. The record is from RefSeq and is a predicted model, not a curated record. Bases 190 to 1473 code for a protein of 427 amino acids. NCBI's taxonomy places the organism in Eukaryota, Metazoa, Chordata, Actinopteri, Centrarchiformes, Centrarchidae. The transcript has 6 exons. Gene Ontology annotation, molecular function: oxidoreductase activity.